ACGAGAAUACUAGGACAAUGGCUGCUGAUUUCUGGUCAUCGACGCAGAGAAUGCACUGGCAGUUCACCAGAGAGUCGCUCCAGGAAACACGAGACGAAUUGAAGCUGUUGGAGACCACGAUGGAGCAGAGCGAGUUGGUGUCCAAAGUGAGCGUCCAAUACGACUUGUACAUGAGAAUCUACAUCCAUUCGCUGGUGAACAAGUUGGGACGAAGACUGAGUGUGCGACAGGUGGCUCUCUCGACGGCAGAGGUGUAUCUGAUGAGGUUCCUCACCAGAGUCUCCUUGAAAGAGGUGAAUUUGUACUUGUUGAUAACAACUUGUAUCUAUCUCAGUUGCAAAAUAGAAGAGUGUCCACAGCAUAUAAGAACCAUUGUCUCUGAGGCAAGAAACCUAUGGCCAGAGUAUAUCCCUCAUGAUGCUACAAAAGUUGCAGAGUUUGAAUUUUACUUGAUUGAAGAGUUGGAUACUUAUUUGAUUGUUCAUCAUCCGUAUAGAUCGUUGAUAUUGAUCAAUGAAGUGUUGACAAAUUACAAUAGAAAGAAUAACACCAAUGGAAUCCCAGCAGCAGCAACAGCACCAAAUGAUGAGACAGCAAAGAGUCCAUCGUCAUUAUCUCCAGAAGAAUUACAAUCCAGUUGGUCCAUCAUCAACGAUAGCUAUGUCACAGACCUCCCACUUAUUUUCCCACCACACAUCAUCGCAGCUGCCUCCGUGUACUUGACCAUAGUGCUCAAGCAUAACCAUCUUGUCCAUUUACAGAAAGAAGCAUUAAAGAACUCCAAGCCCACGCCAAUGAAUGAGGAGUUGCUUAAAAGCGAUGCUCUCAGGGCAUAUGUCCACUUUUUGGGCCACUCCAACAUCGAUUUGGCAGAGGUAGUCGAGGCCGUGCAAGAGAUGAUCACUCUCUACGAAGUCUGGGAGUCCUACGACGAGAACCACUGCAAGAAACCGUUGGAAAGUGUUUUGCUGAACCGUUGAUAUAAUACACUGAGAAUCCUUGACUGCCCGAUUAGGAAACGGUUGUGUUGCGCUGCUCCUUGUUUUCAAUUUUUUUUUUUCUUUCUUUUCGUGUUUUCGUCAAAAGUUUUUUUAAUUGGAAAAAAAAAAGAAGGAUACGCUGUCAGACUCAGGAACGUUUCGUUGAUCAGCUGCUUGGGAUCGCUUUUUCAAUUGAUUGGUUUUUGUGCUUGUUCUGCUGGUGUUGGUGCUGGUACUGGGUUCAUUCGUUUUGCUAUAGAAAGCUUUAAUUUCAGUUCAAUUUUAUCAUUACUAUU
Molecule: messenger RNA, 1276 nt
Organism: Hansenula anomala
Lineage: Eukaryota; Fungi; Ascomycota; Saccharomycetes; Phaffomycetales; Wickerhamomycetaceae
Gene: SSN8
Product: cyclin-dependent protein serine/threonine kinase regulator SSN8
Exons: 1
Coding region: 18-980 (320 amino acids)
Biological process (GO): positive regulation of transcription by RNA polymerase II
Cellular component (GO): mediator complex; nucleus
Molecular function (GO): cyclin-dependent protein serine/threonine kinase regulator activity
Source: RefSeq, a predicted model, not a curated record